AGCUGCUCUGGAUGUCACUGGAGGACCUGGAGGGGGUCUCCAAGCCCAGGACCCUCCUCCACAAUGUGGCUUCUCCUUGCUUUCGUCUUGCUGGUGGUGUCUGCAGCUCAGGACGGUGACAAGGUACUGGAAGGCGAGGAGUGUGUACCCCAUUCACAGCCGUGGCAAGUGGCCCUCUUCGAGCGUGGCCGUUUCAACUGUGGCGCUAUCCUCAUCUCCCCACGCUGGGUGUUGACCGCCGCCCACUGCCAAACCCGCUUCAUGAGAGUGCGCCUGGGCGAGCACAACCUUCGCAAGCACGAUGGCCCAGAACAAGUGCGCACCGUCUCUAGAAUCAUCCCACACCCGCGCUACGAGGCUCGCACCCAUCGGCAUGACAUUAUGCUGUUGCGACUUCUCCAACCUGCCCGGCUAUCAUCCCAGGUGCGCCCUGUGCCUCUGCCCACGCGUUGCCCCUUUACUGGCGAGGACUGCGUGGUGUCAGGCUGGGGCCUGUUAUCAAACAACAAGCCUGGAGCCACAGAGAGUCACAAGUCACAAGUGAGACUCCCCGACACAUUGCACUGUGCCAACAUCAGCAUUAUCUCCGAAGCAUCGUGCAACAAGGACUACCCGGGUCGAGUGUUGCCCACCAUGGUGUGCGCUGGUGUAGAGGGCGGUGGCACCGACUCCUGUGAGGGUGACUCUGGAGGACCCUUGGUCUGUAGGGGUGCCCUGCAGGGCAUCGUAUCCUGGGGUGAUGUUCCCUGUGAUACUACCACCAAGCCUGGCGUCUACACCAAAGUCUGCAGCUACUUAAAGUGGAUCCGGGAAAACAUGAAUAGGAACUAACUCAUUGGCCCACAACUUAGGUCCCUCACUGACCACCUGGGACCCUGACCAAGAAUCCCCUAUAGUUGGUCAGCAACCCCAUUCCUACCAGAGACAGAGCUGAGCCCCUCUGCACACUGCUAGCCAGGGAUCCUCUCCUCCUAAGGUCACCUGCUUAUAGCAUCAAGAAAACUUUUCCUAGCACUCUCGAGGCAGAGGCAGGCAUAUCUCUGAGUUCAAGGCCAGCCUGGUUUAAAGAGUGAGUUCCAGGACAGCCAGGGCAACAGAGAGAAACCCUGUCUCAGAGAAAAAAGAAAGAAAGAAAAUAAAUAAAUAAGGAAGAAAGGAAGGAAGGAAAGAAAGAAAGAAAACAGCUGACCCAACUUUCUCUGUGGAUAUGACUUUCUUUAAGGUAUGAUGGGAAAUGGAUGGGGGGUUAGGAUAUAAAGUCUACUGUUCUGUGUCACCUAAGGUCCCCUUCCCUGGUCUAGAGACCAUUACUUUGCUCAUUUGGACCAGAUGUUAGAUGUUAGAUCAGGGGCAUGACCUCCCUCAUUCUUGGUUUUAACAUCUGUGAAAUGGGUCACCAUAAUACUUAUCUCCCACGGUGUCUGUAAAGA
Molecule: messenger RNA, 1430 nt
Organism: Mesocricetus auratus (golden hamster)
Lineage: Eukaryota; Metazoa; Chordata; Mammalia; Rodentia; Cricetidae
Gene: Klk15
Product: kallikrein related peptidase 15
Exons: 6
Coding region: 64-831 (255 amino acids)
Biological process (GO): proteolysis
Molecular function (GO): serine-type endopeptidase activity
Source: RefSeq, a predicted model, not a curated record